ACCUCGUCGGCGCUAACAUGGUUCUUCUGGCUAGUUUCAACACAUCCGUGUGUAGAAGAGAAAAUAAUCAAUGAGAUCAACAAGUUGUUUAGGAGUGAGGAAGAUAUGAGCUACGAGAGUUUGAAAAAGCUGAGCUACUUGGAGGCGAGUUUGUUGGAGAGUAUGAGGCUGUAUCCACCGGUGGCAUGGGAUUCCAAGCAUGCAAAAGGGGAUGAUGUUCUUCCGGACGGUACGAUGAUAAGCAAAGGAGAUAGAAUAAUGUACUUUCCUUAUGGAAUGGGGAGAACAGAGGAAAUAUGGGGGAAGGAUUGGAAGGAGUUUCGGCCGGAGAGAUGGGUGGCG
Messenger RNA from Dendrobium catenatum, 342 nucleotides. RefSeq names its product cytochrome P450 94B1-like. The transcript has a single exon. Gene Ontology annotation, molecular function: iron ion binding; oxidoreductase activity, acting on paired donors, with incorporation or reduction of molecular oxygen; heme binding. The record is from RefSeq and is a predicted model, not a curated record. The annotation marks the transcript as partial. Lineage: Eukaryota; Viridiplantae; Streptophyta; Magnoliopsida; Asparagales; Orchidaceae.